Molecule: messenger RNA, 894 nt
Organism: Hydra vulgaris (swiftwater hydra)
Lineage: Eukaryota; Metazoa; Cnidaria; Hydrozoa; Anthoathecata; Hydridae
Product: G patch domain-containing protein 11
Cellular component (GO): kinetochore
Molecular function (GO): nucleic acid binding
Source: RefSeq, a predicted model, not a curated record
UUUAUUAGAUCAACUCAAUAAAUUACAAAGUAUUCUUUGUAUACUUUGUAUUAAAUGUCUGACGAUGAAAAUGACUAUAUGUCAGAUAAGUUUUUAGCUCAAGAUCAUAAACCUGGCUUGAUGCCAAAAAUAUUUCUUCAAAAACAUAAAAAAAUUGAAGAAGGAAAGUUAAAAGGAAUUCAAAACAAAACUAAGCCUAUCAAAUUAACAGAGAUUGAAAAGCGUAAUGAAAAGCUAAACGAGGCGUUAGAUGAAACAAACAAAGGGUUUGCACUUCUUUCCAAGAUGGGUUUUAAGAAAGGAAUGGGACUUGGAAAAGAAGGUCAGGGGAGAUCUGAACCAUUACCUUUAGAAAUUAAAGAAGGUCGCAAAGGUUUAGGAACCGAAGCCGAAGAAAACAUGCGUAAACAAAAACAGGUUGAUGCUCUUGUAUUUAUGUCAAAAAAACGAAAGAUGGUUGAAGAUACUCUUAAAGGAGAUUUUGAACAUAGGAUGAAAGAAAAAAUAUGUGAGAGACAAGUUAAUAGUGAUCUGUACAAAAGUCAAAAGGCAUGUCAACAUCUUGAUAAUUUAAAGAAUUUAGAUGCUGCAUAUUCAUGGUCAUGGCCAGCAAUUAAAAAAGAAACAAAUGAGGAUGAUACAGAUGAUGAAGAAGAUGAUGACUUUGAAGAACCUGAUAUUUAUUCAAAGUUGAAGAUACUAACCAGCUAUCUGCGAAAUACACAUUAUUAUUGUAUUUGGUGUGGUUCCACAUUUAAAGAUUUGGAUGAAUUAAACACUUAUUGUCCAGGAGACAACUUCGAAGUGCACGAACUUUAAAUAUAGAGCCAAGAUAUUGAAGUUUUUUAUCUACUUUUUAAUAGAUUAAAUAAAUAUGUCCGAUCUUAAGAAUAA